AUGGACUAUUACGGUUAAAAUCAAUAUUCCUUUAAUGCAUAUUAAGUUGGAAACGAAAUGUCAUAUAAAUAGAAAUUGGAUUAAAAUGUGCUAAUUUUACCUUCAGAUUUAGUUUUAGUUGAUGGAAAUAGAUCUAUGAGAUUAAGAUAAUAAAGGACAAAAGAAAUGACAUGUCCAAUCUUUCUAAGGUAUCAAGAAUAGUUAUCUUAAAAAAACUAUAAUAUAAAAUGCUAUUAUCCGAAAUACGAUAAAUCUUCAAAACAAAGAGAAAACAUAAACUACGGUUUAGAAUCUUAUGAAAAAUAUCGAAAUGCAUUUGAAGCUAAAUCUCUAGUGGAAGAAACUGUUGGAAAAUUCGGUACAUAUGACGGGAGUGGUCUCUAAGGAAUAUUAAAUAUACUAAUUUAAGUCUUUCUUUAUUUAGGAGUUACCUGCGGAUGUAAAUUAGAAGGAGCUAUUUAAAUUUCAGGGUUAGCUUUAGUAUUUUAUACUAUAUGGGGAUAACAUUUAAAACAAGCUCAAUCUUAUAUUUAAUCCUUUUUUUCAAUUUUUUUACUUAUUAUUGGAACUUUUGAUUAUUCGAAAUAACAUUUUGAUAUUUCUAAUAUUAUUUUUUAGGCCAUUAUUUUAUUUAUGGUUAGUUUCUUUAUAAUUAAUAUUAUUACUGUCAUUUAUAUUGACGAGUUUAGAUAAAUAUAACUAUUUUAUGGAAACAAAGAAAAUUUAAAAUUUACAUUUUUAUAAAAAGUUAAUUGGUUUUUGUCCUUUUUACCUGAUGAAGCUUUGAAAUAUUUAAAGAUUAUUAAAUGA
Molecule: messenger RNA, 810 nt
Organism: Ichthyophthirius multifiliis
Lineage: Eukaryota; Ciliophora; Oligohymenophorea; Hymenostomatida
Exons: 5
Source: RefSeq, a predicted model, not a curated record